Alosa alosa (allis shad) is the source of this 4809-nucleotide messenger RNA. RefSeq names its product ring finger protein (C3H2C3 type) 6 (gene rnf6). The record is from RefSeq and is a predicted model, not a curated record. The transcript is spliced from 4 exons. The coding region runs from base 100 to 2529 and encodes 809 amino acids. Gene Ontology annotation, biological process: protein ubiquitination; positive regulation of DNA-templated transcription; ubiquitin-dependent protein catabolic process. Gene Ontology annotation, molecular function: ubiquitin protein ligase activity. NCBI's taxonomy places the organism in Eukaryota, Metazoa, Chordata, Actinopteri, Clupeiformes, Clupeidae. Gene Ontology annotation, cellular component: nucleoplasm; cytoplasm.
UAGUGUGUAACGCCAUUGGUCCCAUCUUGGCUACAUUGUAAUCAGAGCGGAGAGGGAAGAGGACCCGUCCAUAUUAUAGCUGCUGUUUCAGCGGUUUCCAUGGUGAUGGACCCUCCGGGCGGGCGAGAUGAGCGUCGCUCGUCUCAGGCAGAGCGGCUACGGCGGGAGGAGGCCUACUAUCACUUCAUCAACGAGCUGAGUGAGGAGGAGUACCGACUCAUGAGGGACAGCAACCUCCUGGGGACCCCUGGUGAGGUCACGGCAGAGGAGCUGAGGCAGCGACUGGACGGAGCAAAAGAGAGGGUGUCGUCUCAGCCUCGACCAGAACCACGCCCACAGGGCAACGAAGGUGGAGAGGAACAAGGAAGCAGUGGAGCUCCGGAAGCGGGCUCAGAGACGUCCAACGGUGACUCCCUGCUGGAGUGGCUGAACACAUUCCGACGCACAGGCAACGCCACACGCAGCGGCCAGAGUGGCAAUCAGACAUGGCGUGCGGUCAGCCGCACCAACCCCAACAGCGGCGAGUUCCGCUUCAGCCUGGAGAUCAACAUCAACCACGAGCAGCCCGACGCGGCGGAGCAUGGUGACGAGCUCCCGGUACCCCAACCACCUCCGCCGCCACCGCCUCCUCCACCCCCACCUCCCUCUCAGCCGCUGGCUCCUUCCUCCAUCCGCACGGCCGUCUACAGCACCCCGAGACCCACACCCUACACCACCCAGCGGCCCUCCGCGCCCUUCUCCCACGCCCACACCCCGUCUCACAGGCCCACGCUCGGGCGGAGGUCCCAGGCCAGGCGCACGCGCAACAGCACCACGUCCCCACUUCCCCCUCCCCCACCUUUACCUGUCCCCCUCACGCCCCUGAGACGUAGCGUGGCCCCCCAGCCCGCGAGCCCCCAGCCUGCGCCCGUAGUCGCUGCCGCAGGUCUGACCUCGCAGCCGGGCCCCGAAGGUGGCAGUGAGGGGCCAGCCCAGCCGCAGCCCCCCUCGUCAGGCCCCACCGCUGGGGAAGCUCAGCAGCAGCAGCAGGAGGCCCCAGAGGAGGCGCCUGAGGACCCCUCCUGUGGUGCACCGGCCCAGGAACCCCACCAGGGGGCGCCGGCUGGGCGCGAGGCACGCAGCAGCAGGACUCGAUUGCGUGGGCGCGUGCGCAGGGCGCUGGCCGGGGGGGGGAGUGGGGCCGGUGGCGGCGGCGGCGGCGGUGGACUUACGUCCCGCUCAUCACGCCGAAGCCGCUCCCCCUUGCACAGAAGUCCCGCGUCCACCCCGGCUGCCGCUCCCGCUGGCGUCGCCUCCACCGGCACUAGUACCAGCGCGGCCUCGACCGCCGACCCGGCUGAGCUCGGGGGGAGCACAACGGCCACCGUGGCCAUGGAAACGGGCGAAGCGGCUUCCGCCGAACCAGCGGAGGCGCCCCUGGCGGAGGGUUCGGCGGCUGAGACUAACGAGGAAGAGGCCGAGUCCCACGGAGGAACGGGCCCAGGUGGAGCGCCAGGUGCCGGGGGAGGCGGGGGCAAUGGAGGGGGCGUACGACGCCACCCCACCAUCAUGCUGGACCUGCAGGUGCGCCGGAUCCGGCCCGGCGAGAACCGCGACCGGGACAGCAUUGCCAGCCGCACGCGCUCCCGGGCCCGCGCCGCCGAGAACACCGUCACCUUCGAGAGCGACAGCGGCGGCUUCCGGCGCACCAUCUCACGCUCGGAGCGCGCCGGCAUCCGCACCUACGUCAGCACCAUACGCAUCCCCCUGCGGCGCAUCAGCGAGACGGGCCUGGGCGAGCCCAGCUCCACCGCGCUCCGCUCCAUCCUGCGCCAGAUCAUGACCGGCUUCGGCGAGCUCAGCUCCCUCAUGGAGACCGAGGCCGACUCCGAGAACCGGAGCGGGGCGGCGGCCGUGGCCGCGGGGGGACAGGACGGAGGAGGAGGCGGCGGCGUCACCAUCGGAAACGAGGGCUUGGGCGCCGGGAGUCACAGCAACGGGGGCUCUGGCUCGGGAACGUCCGAGGCCGACCGGGGUGGGCAGGGUGCUGGGGAGGGCGAGGUUGUGUCCGGAGGAGGAGUGGGAGGCGGCGGCCAGGGUCAGGGUAGAAUUGGUGGUGGCACUGGGGUGGCAUCUGUGGGCACAGGUGGUGGUGCUGGUGGCGGUGGCAUUGGGGUCGGGGUUGGGGUCGGGGUCGAUGGCCGGCCAGCCAGCAGGGACACCAACAACCUAGUGGAGAACGGCACGCUGCCAAUCCUCCGGCUGGCGCACUUCUUCCUGCUCAACGACGAGGAGGACGAGGAGCACCCGCGUGGGCUCACCAAAGAGCAGAUCGACAACCUGGGCACGCGCACCUACGGCCAGGCGAGUCUGGAGGCCGAAGCCGGCCGCGCCUGCAGUGUCUGCAUCAAUGAGUACGCCCAGGGCAACAAGCUGCGCCGUCUGCCCUGUGCCCACGAGUUCCACAUCCACUGCAUUGACCGCUGGCUCUCCGAGAACAAUACCUGCCCCAUCUGCCGGCAGCCCAUUCUGUCCAGCCAUCACGACUGACCCCACCCCCCUAAUCCCAGUUCUCUAGCAAUUUUCCCCCACUCACCCCAACUUACCCCACAAUGACAUUUCACACCUCCAGCCACAGGGUGGAGCUGUGUUUCUGUAAAUAUGCGCUUCAAUGUUUUCAUUCAUGGAGAUCCAUUGUGUUCAAGCUGAAGGUAGAUGGAAAAAAAGAGAUACCAAAAGUGGAAUCUAUAAUGCAGAGAAAUUAACAAAGCUUUAUUUUUUUAGACCUCUUGUGUUUCAGCGACUUUUUUUUUUUUUUUUUUUUUUUUUUUUUUUUUUUUUUUUUCUUUGCACCCUGUCUCUUCUGUGACCUCCCUGUGUUGCUACUGAGGUCCCUGUAUUACACGCAGCAUGACUAACGGCUGCAGAGUUACUCUUAGCAGGACACCUAACCCAGUCAUUUUUAAUUUCCCCUGUUAGGUUUACGCUAUGCUGUCAUACACACAGACUCCAGGAGCAUUCAGACAGACUGAUGGACAGACAGACGGACCUCUGGUAUUUAACCCAGCUGUGUAAAUAUAUGGACAACUCAUUGCUGGGUUAAAAUGAUUUCGGGAGACAUUGAGAUUUUGGGUCUCAAAAAAUUGAAGAAAUGAAAAAUGCCCGUUUGCAUUCUUAAAAGAAUCCCAUACGUUUUAAGCGCUUACAGUGGAAUCCUCCAUUUUGUAUUUUUAAAAGCUCUUAUUAGAGACCUCCAUUUAAAUUAUCGGACUCCCUUGAAAAGGUAUAUUAAUGCGUAUUCAAUCAAACAGGAUUUUAAAUAGUUUUAAUCAGGAUGGCAUUGAGGUGUGUGUGUUUUUUAAAAAAAAAAUCUCAUCACAUUUUGUUUUUUAUUUUACCUUACAUCUUUACGUUUCAUCUGUCUAUGAUUUUGUUCACAACUUGCUGCUUCUCCGGCUUUCUUUGAUAUGAAAAAGGUCAUAUGGUUAUCAUUUACAUUAUUUUAAUCAGCCUAUCUUACACUACAGCCUGUGGGCAGCACAAAAUGCCAGGUGUAAGGGUGUCUUGAUAUUUAGGCAUUCACUUCAUACUUUGUUCAAUCAUUAUUUUGAUUAUAAUUGAAAAUGUUGUGUCCUAUUUACAGUUUGUACAUGUUAGUCCUUGUUCCAACUAAUAGGAAAUGUUGGAACAUGGGGAAAAUGUGCAUUUGAGUCUCCAAGUGAUUAGUCAUCUAACAUUUCUGGACAAAAAAAAAGGAAAGCAGUUGCACUUAACCUCAGCAAAUGGACUGUGUGUCAAUAGUUUUGCAUGAUAGUUUUCUACCCACCCAGUUUAUUUUGCUGUAACAUUUUAAAAGUUGUAAAUUAUCAAAGACAAAACCCAACACAAUUAUUGUGACUUGCUGAGUGAAAGAUAAUCAGGAAGUCUCCAACCCAUUUUCCCCAUCAUGCACUUGGGCCAGAAGAAGGUCCAGUGGAGGAAUAGUAUUGAAUUCGAGCAGAUGGGUGGAAUUGAUCCCCCACUUUGAGACCAUUAUUUCCAAAUGAAAUAGGACUGAAAAGUAUUAUAUUUUUAAAAUUCACCACAGACACACAUUCACACCCUGCUUCUCCUUUGAAGAGCGUCUUUUUGCACCUGAAUGACAAUGGUCACUUUUUCUCCACUGCCUGGUGUCUCUGCCCAUUGCUUCCAUGCAGGUGCUCAUGCUUCUCUGGAUGUUUUGCUUCAGGUCAUGAAACUGAAAGCCACCUUUAUUCUAGCUGCACCUACUUUUUGCAGUGUUGCACUACCACCACCAGGGGCAGUAAAACAUCAGCCAAAUGUGAAAAAAAAAUGAAGAUCAACAUGUUUUCGUUUCGUUUUGUCAUUGCUUUAGGUUCUUUUGUUUCUCUGUGUUUGUUGAUCCAACAACAGAAAAAGAAGAAUGCUGUUUUGUGACAUAUUGCUUCUUCCUAUGCCCCUUCUCUCUGAAGUGUGAGUGAGUGUGAGUGUGUAAAAAGGAGGAAGAGUUGGUUGGCUGUUGUGUUGUGUUUUGAGUGCAAGCGAAGAUUACGUUGAUUGAGUGUGUCUUAAGGUGUCAUUAAUCUGAAUGUUAAGAAGAGGCAGAGCAAGGGGUCUUUGGCCAUAAAGUUCAGAACUGAAUAUUUAGUUCUUAUUUAAGAUUAAAACAACAACAUGGAGAUAUGACUAUGUAUUAUGUUAUAAUGUGAUGAUAAAAAAAACUGUUAAGAAGAAUAUGUAUUCUGUUACUAUGUAAUAAAGUAAAAACAUGGGUUUCUUCUCUGCCCCAUUUCACAUGGGAAUUAAAAUAAGCUUUGUUAUGCCUGAAAA